Messenger RNA from Cheilinus undulatus (humphead wrasse), 1859 nucleotides. RefSeq names its product isocitrate dehydrogenase [NADP], mitochondrial-like. Gene Ontology annotation, molecular function: isocitrate dehydrogenase (NADP+) activity; NAD binding; magnesium ion binding. Gene Ontology annotation, cellular component: mitochondrion. The record is from RefSeq and is a predicted model, not a curated record. The transcript has 11 exons. The coding region runs from base 110 to 1471 and encodes 453 amino acids. NCBI's taxonomy places the organism in Eukaryota, Metazoa, Chordata, Actinopteri, Labriformes, Labridae. Gene Ontology annotation, biological process: isocitrate metabolic process.
CCACCAUACUUCAGAGAAGAAGAGUGCCUUGUCCCGUGUGCCGGCUGGUUCGUGGUUCAUUCAUGACGAAAGUCCCCGUGGCCGUCACCGUCAUAAAGCCGUAGUAAACAUGGCAGGUUACCUGAAGGUUCUGAGCUCCGUGUCCAGAGGAGCAGCUGCUGCUCUGUCUCCAAACCCCGCGGUGCUUUCACCGGCCUCCGUCUGCCUUCAAACACCGCAACGCAGGAACUAUGCUACAAAGCGCAUCAAGGUGGCUCAGCCGGUGGUGGAGAUGGAUGGAGACGAGAUGACCCGAAUCAUCUGGGAGUUCAUCAAAGAGAAGCUCAUCUUGCCAAACGUGGACGUUGAGCUGAUGUACUUUGACCUGGGUCUGCCUUACCGGGACCAGACCGAUGACCAAGUCACCAUUGACUCUGCUCUGGCAACCAAGAAAUAUAAUGUGGCUGUGAAAUGUGCCACCAUUACUCCUGAUGAGGCCAGAGUUGAGGAGUUUAAGCUAAAAAAGAUGUGGAAGAGUCCAAAUGGCACAAUCAGGAAUAUCCUAGGUGGGACAGUUUUCCGUGAGCCCAUCCUUUGUAAAAACAUCCCUCGUCUUGUUCCUGGUUGGUCACAGCCCAUCACAAUUGGCAGACAUGCUUUUGGUGACCAGUACAGGGCCACAGACUUUGUUGUCGACCAGCCAGGAAAGUUCAAGAUUGUGUUUUCCCCAAAUGAUGGGAGCAAGCAGAGGGAGUGGGUGGUGUAUGACUUUCCAGCAGGAGGCUGUGGGAUGGGGAUGUACAACACUGAUGAGUCAAUCACUGGAUUUGCUCACAGCUGCUUCCAGUAUGCCAUCCAGAAGGGAUGGCCUCUGUACAUGAGCACCAAGAACACAAUCCUCAAAGCCUACGAUGGACGAUUCAAAGACAUCUUCCAGGACAUCUAUGAGAAGAACUACAAGCCUCAGUUUGACAAGCUGAAGAUUUGGUACGAGCACCGGCUCAUUGACGACAUGGUGGCUCAGGUCUUGAAGUCUUCCGGAGGAUUUGUUUGGGCCUGCAAGAAUUAUGACGGAGAUGUGCAGUCAGAUAUUCUUGCACAGGGUUUUGGCUCUCUGGGUCUUAUGACGUCAGUUCUGGUGUGUCCAGAUGGCAAGACUAUUGAGGCAGAGGCUGCCCAUGGGACAGUGACAAGACACUACCGUGAACAUCAGAGGGGAAGACCAACCAGUACCAACCCCAUUGCUAGUAUCUUUGCUUGGACCAGAGGACUAGAGCACAGAGGCAAACUGGAUGGAAAUGCUGACUUGAUAAAGUUCUCCCAGACUUUAGAAAAAGUGUGUGUGGAAACUGUGGAAAAUGGAGUGAUGACCAAGGACCUUGCAGGAUGCAUCCACGGAUUAGCCAACUGCAAGCUGAAUGAGCAUUACGUGAACACAUCAGACUUUUUGGAUGCCAUCAAGACUAACUUGGACAAAGCUCUGGGCAAAUGAAGAAAAAUUUGAAGAAGCACAUACAAUGCAAAAAGACAAACCUUGUCUACAGAUUCAAACUUUUUUUAUCCUACUUUUGUAUUAACUUUUGUACAAUUAUGAAGGAACUAAAUGACCUUUUUUUGACAUAUUUGUAUUGUAUAGCUCACUGACACAAUGUUUGUGCUCUUCUGCCUUUCCUGUUGCAAGGGACCAGUUUUGUAUGUCACACUCAAUUUAUUGCAUUGUUAUGAUUCGUAUGAAGCGUAAUUUUAAUUUGUAAUGGCCUAUCAAGUGAUUUAGAAUCUUUUAUAUGUCUUCAGAGACCAGCCACAUGUAUAAACCUGGCCAUAUUUUGCACUGUCAGCAUUAUUAUUAUUAAAAAGAAAUGACUAUUCCUAGUAAUGCA